CGGACGACACGGAGGAGGCGAUGCAGAAGAGGAUCGGGGCGUACCACGAGAACGUGCGAGCGAUCAUGCCUUUCUACUCGAAUCUGCACGUGAAGAUCGACGGGACGCAAGAGAAGAAGGCGAUAGCAGGGAGCAUAGAGAGUUAUCUUCUAGGAGGGUCGUCAGGCAAAGGCUCGCCAAAGCGCAUCAUUAUCGCGGGCCCCCCAGCGUCGGGGAAGGGCACACAAUGCGAGAUGAUCGUGGAGAAGUUCGGCGUUGUGCACAUCUCGACAGGCGACGCCCUACGAGCAGAGGUUGCGAAGGGGUCAGAGCUGGGGCAGCAGGCGAAGGGCUUCAUGGAGAGCGGCGGGCUUGUACCGGACGAGCUGAUCAUCAACAUCGUGAAGGAGCGGCUGGCAGAGCCAGACUGUCAGGAGCGAGGCUGGCUGCUGGACGGCUUUCCGCGCACGGGAGUACAGGCAGAAGCGCUUGAGGCGGCAGGGAUCAGGCCGAGCCACUUCAUUCUGCUUGACGUACCGGACGACAUCCUGGUAGAGCGAUGCGUCGGGAGGAGGACGGACCCGGAGACGGGGAAGAUCUACCAUCUCAAGUACAAUCCUCCACCAGAGGACCCGGAAGUACAGGGCCGGCUUGUACAUCGUGCGGACGACACGGAGGAGGCGAUGCAGAAGAGGAUCGGGGCGUACCACGAGAACGUGCGAGCGAUCAUGCCUUUCUACUCGAAUCUGCACGUGAAGAUCGACGGGACACAAGAGAAGAAAGUUAUCAGUUCUAAGAUUGACAAGUACCUCAAGGGUAAGAUGUCGAGCGUCGACGGCCCCAAGCGCAUCAUCAUCGCGGGUCCUCCAGGUUCUGGCAAGAGAUCUCAAGCGGAGUGCGUUGUCGACAAAUUCGGGGUUGUGGAACUCUCCAUGAUGGAUGAGAUUCGCAACGCGAUCUCCAACUCCACGGCACUUGGAUUGGCAGCGAAGCAACGGAUGGAUCAAGGACUCCUGGUAUCUGAUGAUCUGAUGGUAAGGAUCCUCAAGGAGAGGCUUUCGAAGCCGGACUGUAUGCAGCAGGGUUGGCUGCUGCACGACUUUCCCAAGACUUUCUCGCAGGCGAUCAUGCUUGAGGAAGCAGGGAUUCAACCUAGUCACUUCUUCCUCUUCGACGUCCCCGAGGACAUCCUGGUAGAGCGAUGCGUGGGAAGGAGGAAGGACCCGGUCACAGGCAAGAUGUACCACCUCAAGUAUGACCCUCCGCCUGAGGACCCGGAGGUCCUUGACCGCCUGUUCCAGAGAGCCGAAGACACUUCGCGGUCUGUUCUGAAUCGAAUGCAUCAGUUCCAGGUGGAGGUGUCAAACAUGAAGUUUCUUUACCGCGGUAGGCUGCAUCUACUGGACGGCACUGUCGACAAGGACUCGCUCUCGAGCAGGAUCUCUGACAUCCUCGAGGACGUGGGCCCUUCCGCUGCUCCUCCCUCCCUCAAGGUGGUCAUCUUCGGGCCUCCGGCUUCCGGCAAGAGCGUCCAGUCCACUGAGCUGGCCAAGAAGCUCGGCCUCGUCCACGUGUGCACCGGAGACCUGUUGCGCUUCCACAUCGAGAACGAGACUCAGGUGGGGUUGAAGGCGCGGAGCAGCCUGGCAUCUGGCACGCUGCUCUCGGACGACGUCAUUAUACCCCUCAUAAAGGAGAGAAUGAGUCACUUGGACGUGCGCCAACGUGGUUGGAUCCUCGAUGGUUUCCCACGAACCAUCCGGCAGAUCCAGGCGCUCAAGGAGAUGGAGCUUGACCCGGACUUCUUCUUCCUCCUGGAGGUGCCGGACGCCGUGGUGCUCGAACGCGCUCUGGGCAAGCGAGUGGACUCUCAGACCGGAAAGAUCUACCACACCUCCUUCCAUCCUCCUCCCCACCAUCUGGUCCAUCGACUGAGGGCUCAGACGUCCGACAGCCGUGAGGGGACGCUGAGGAGGCUGCAAACUUACCGCGAGGUGGAGGCGACGGUUGUCUCCUACUUCUCGUGUGUGGGCAGGAGGAUCAAUGGGCAGAGGGCCCGGGAGGAGAUCAGCAAGGAGAUAGAGGCUGUUCUUGCUCGACGCAUCCCCUUGGAUAUGA
Molecule: messenger RNA, 2097 nt
Organism: Guillardia theta CCMP2712
Lineage: Eukaryota; Cryptophyceae; Pyrenomonadales; Geminigeraceae
Exons: 2
Biological process (GO): nucleoside triphosphate biosynthetic process
Cellular component (GO): cytoplasm
Molecular function (GO): AMP kinase activity; nucleoside diphosphate kinase activity; ATP binding
Source: RefSeq, a predicted model, not a curated record